This is a messenger RNA of Lactuca sativa (garden lettuce), 2450 nucleotides long. Its product is annotated as G-type lectin S-receptor-like serine/threonine-protein kinase At2g19130. NCBI's taxonomy places the organism in Eukaryota, Viridiplantae, Streptophyta, Magnoliopsida, Asterales, Asteraceae. The record is from RefSeq and is a predicted model, not a curated record. Gene Ontology annotation, molecular function: ATP binding; protein serine/threonine kinase activity. Gene Ontology annotation, biological process: recognition of pollen; protein phosphorylation.
CUCACUUUCCAAAAUUUUUACAAGUCAUGUGCUUCUUCAAAGAAAUAAGUAUAGUGAGGUUUGUGGCCCUCCUGUAUUUCACUUUAUCCAUCACCAUCUCAUCUGGAGCCAACACCAUCUCUGCAAACCAGUCUCUGUCUGGAGACUAUACGAUCAUAUCCGAAGGUGAACAAUUCGAGCUGGGUUUCUUCAAAGCAGGCAACUCUUCCAAGUAUUACAUAGGCAUCUGGUAUAAGAAGCUCUAUUCCAAUCCUCCUACCAUUGUUUGGGUAGCAAACAGAGAAACACCCAUCUCUGAUAGAUUCCGUUCAGAAUUAAAAUUCGUUAAUGGUAAUUUGGUGCUCUUGAAUGAGUCAAAGUUCCAGAUUUGGUCCACAAACGUCUCCACCACCACUACUUUGAAGUCUGUAAUAGCUGUUAUUCUUGAUGAUGGCAACUUAGUUUUGAGAGACUCCGGUUCAAAUUCAAUUGAACCUUUUUGGCAGAGUUUUGAGCACCCAACUGAUACUUGGUUGCCUGGUUCUAAACUUGGUUAUAAUAAUAGAACAAAAACGAGUCAGAUAUUUACAUCGUGGAGAAGCAAAGAAGAUCCUGGUGUAGGACUCUUCUCUUUGGAGCUUUAUCCAUCAAGUAAAGAGUAUGUAAGCAAGUGGAAUGGGUCUCAGCAAUAUUGGACAAGUGGGUCUUGGAAUGGGAAUUCGUUUGACUUAAUACCUGAAAUGAGGUUGGAUAACAUAUUUAAUUACAGCUACAAUACGAAUGAGAACGAGAGUUACUUCACUUAUUCUGUGUAUAAUCCUUCCAUUAUAUCUAGAAAUAUGAUGGCUGUUUCUGGUCAAAUUCAGCUACUAACAUGGUCAGAAAAUACCAAAGAGUGGAUUUUAGUUUGGUCUCAACCUAAAACACGGUGUGAUGUCUAUGCUUUGUGUGGGGCCUUUGGGAUUUGCAGGCAGACUGCAUUACAAUUCUGUAAUUGCUUGACUGCUUUUGAGCCUAGAUCAGAGAGUGAUUGGAAUCAGAGUGAUUUCUCUGGUGGGUGUGUGAGAAAAUCUGAUUUACAGUGUGGGGGGAACAUGGAAAAGCAUGAUUUUCUGAUGAUUACAGUCAAGAGUCUGCCACCAAAUAACUCUACGGAAGUUGGGAGUGCUGGAGAAUGUCGUACAACAUGUUUGAACAAUUGCUCAUGUAAUGCUUACUCUUUUGUCGAUAAUCAGUGUUUGGUUUGGAAUGGAGAUCUCUUGAACCUCUCGGAAGACAAUGAUAAUGAUAGUGGGAAAACAAUCUUUGUCAAAGUCGCUUCAAAAGAUCUUCCACAUCAUAAAAAGACUAACUGGGUCACCGUGGGUGCUGUUGUUGGGUCUGUAGGUGGUGUGGUUUUUGUCUUGGGUGUAAUUUUGUUCUUGAUCUUUAGAAAAAAGAGGAUAUCAUUAUCGGCGGGUAAGACCACAAUGGAGGGAUCUUUGGUGGCAUUUGGAUACAGAGAUUUAAAAAUAGCUACAAAAAAUUUCUCGGACAAAUUGGGAGGAGGUGGUUUUGGUUCCGUGUUCAAGGGGGUACUGCAUGAUUCGUCGAUUGUGGCAGUGAAAAAGCUUGAAAGCAUCAGCCAAGGAGAGAAACAGUUCAGGAGUGAAGUCAGCACCAUCGGUACUAUCCAACACGUUAAUCUUGUACGCCUUCGUGGGUUCUGUGCUCAAGGUAAAAAUAAAUUAUUGGUGUAUGAUCACAUGGCAAACGGUUCUUUGGACACCCAUCUUUUCCAUGGAAAACAAGUUCUAAACUGGGAAACCAGGUAUCAGAUUGCACUUGGAACUGCAAGAGGGUUAGUCUAUCUUCAUGAGAAGUGCAGAGACUGUAUCAUUCACUGUGACAUAAAGCCAGAUAACAUUCUCUUAGAUGUUGAUUUCAGUCCAAAAAUCGCAGAUUUUGGUCUGGCAAAGCUUGUUGGUCGAGACUUUAGUAGGGUUUUGACAAGUACAAGGGGGUCCAUAGGGUAUCCAGCACCAGAAUGGUUAUCAGGGGUGGCUAUCACAGCCAAAGCAGAUGUUUAUAGCUAUGGAAUGGUGCUUUUUGAAUUACUUCAUGGUAAGAGAAAUGCAGAACACUCUGAAGGUUCAAGGAGUAAAUACUUCCCUGGUUUGGUUGCAAGUGUUCUUAUAGAGGGAGGUGAUGUCAUUAGCCUUUUAGACAGUAGGCUAAACAGGGAAGCUUGUGUUGAACAAGUGACAAAAUUUUGCAAAGUUGCGUGUUGGUGCAUCCAAGAUGAGGAAGAGAGAAGGCCUACCAUGAGUCUGGUGGAACGUAUUCUUGAAGGGGUUUUGGAUGUGGAGAUGCCUCCGAUACCCCAGAUCUGUCACUAUAAUUAACAUUGUGGUCACUCACAUUGGACGUGGUUUAUUUCCAGUCCAACACAUCAUUUUCUUUAAGGCAAUUAAUUCUCUUUAUUAUGGCUC